This is a messenger RNA of Heteronotia binoei (common prickly gecko), 3539 nucleotides long. RefSeq names its product mannosidase alpha class 2C member 1 (gene MAN2C1). Gene Ontology annotation, molecular function: alpha-mannosidase activity; carbohydrate binding. Lineage: Eukaryota; Metazoa; Chordata; Lepidosauria; Squamata; Gekkonidae. The record is from RefSeq and is a predicted model, not a curated record. Gene Ontology annotation, biological process: mannose metabolic process; oligosaccharide catabolic process. The transcript is spliced from 26 exons. The coding region runs from base 38 to 3175 and encodes 1045 amino acids.
UACUGCACUGGAGGCGGAAAUUUGGUCGUGGAGAAUCAUGGCAGGGACCGGGCAAAUUUCACAGUCCGUGGUACUGAAGCACCGGCGAACGGCGCUCGAACGGGUGGAAAAGUUUAUCUCCGAGGUCUACUUCGUGGAUUGUAAUCUCCGGGGCAGGCUGUUUGGCGAGACUCGCUCACUGGAAUCUCUCUCUCUCUUUGAAACCCCUGAACGGAUCCCUUACGAGGAAGCUAUCCGACAAGAAUUCCGGCCCAUUAAAGUUGGGGACCCUUUUGGAAACACAUGGAAGACUUGUUGGUUUAAAAUCGAUCUCCGCAUCCCCGCGGAGUGGGCAGGCAAAGAAGUGCACCUUUGGUGGGAAAGCGAAGGAGAAGGAAUGGUAUGGAAGGACGGCCAGCCGGUUCAGGGCUUGACUCGAGAAGGUGAGAAGCUCAGCUACAUCCUGACGGAGUAUCUUAAGGAGACCGACCCCCACAGUCUGACCCUGUACGUGGAGGUUGCCUGCAACGGCCUCUUUGGAGCUGGGAAGGGCAGCAUGAUCGCCCCACCGGAUCCAGGCAAGAGGUUCUCCUUGCAGAAAGCUGAGCUGGUGGUUUUCAACAGGGACGUCCAUGAGCUUCUGGUAGACUUUGAGAUCCUUCUGGAUAUGGCCAAGCUCCUCGGGGAGGAAAACCAGCGGAGCUUCCAGGCGCUGUACACGGCCAAUCAGAUGGUGAACCUGUGCGACGUCACUGAUCCAUCGACUUUCCCGUUGGCUCGGGAAGUGGCCCGUUCGGUCUUCGGCCAAAAGAACGGCGACAGCCAGCACGUCAUUCACGCGAUGGGCCACUGCCACAUCGAUUCCGCUUGGCUGUGGCCUUACGAGGAGACUAUCCGUAAAUGUGCACGCAGCUGGGUGACAGUCGUACGCCUGAUGGAGAAGAACCCGGAGUUCACCUUCGUCUGCUCGCAGGCCCAGCAGUUCGAAUGGGUGAAGAGGCAGUAUCCCGGUCUCUACACGAAGAUUCAAGACUUUGCUAAAGAAGGACGCUUCAUCCCUGUUGGGGGCACCUGGGUGGAAAUGGAUGGAAACCUCCCCAGCGGAGAGUCCAUGAUCCGGCAGUUCCUGCAAGGGCAGCGAUUCUUCCAACAGGAAUUCGGGAAGCUCUGCUCCGAGUUCUGGUUGCCAGACACCUUUGGCUACUCAGCCCAGUUUCCCCAGCUGAUGCGUGGAUGUGGGAUACACCGGUUCCUGACCCAGAAGCUCAGCUGGAACCUCGUGAACACUUUCCCGCACAACACCUUUCUCUGGGAAGGCAUCGAUGGGUCUCGAGUUCUGACUCACUUCCCGCCAGCGGAUUCUUAUGGGCUUUCCGGACGGGUGGAGGAGAUGUUAAAGACCCUGAAGAACAAUAAGGACAAGGGACGGGUGAACCACAGCGCUGCUCUGUUUGGGUUUGGAGACGGCGGAGGCGGCCCAACGCAGAAGAUGCUGGACCGCUUAAAGAGGAUGAAGGAUACGGACGGCUUGCCCAGGGUCCAGAUGUCCACUCCGGACCAGUUUUUCUCCAGCUUGGAAAAAGUAGAGUCCCAGCUGUGCACGUGGGUUGGAGAACUCUUUCUGGAGUUACAUAACGGCACGUACACCACCCACGGACAGAUUAAAAAGGGAAACCGGGAGUGCGAACGCCUGCUCCACGACGUUGAGGUGCUGAGCAGCUUUGCUUUGUCGAGGAAACCCUCUUUUCGGUACCGUUCCGAUGAGCUGCAGCGUCUCUGGAGGCUGUUGCUUUUGAAUCAGUUCCAUGACGUGCUGCCAGGCAGCUGCAUCCAGAUGGUUGCGGAGGAUGCCGUGGAGUUCUAUUCUGAAAUUCGAGAUGCUGGAGUUCGUCUUCUAACGGACGCGAUGCAGUCUUUGUUCGGGGAUCUGCCAGGGAACAGUCAAGGGACACAUGAAGGCGUCUUUGUCGUCAACACGUUGCCGUGGGAACGCACCGAAGUCAUCUCCAAAACUGGACCGGGUGGAUCUGAGACUUUAGCUUUGGCGACAGUUCCCAGCAUGGGUUAUUGCGCCCUUCAGGAUUCAUUAUCCCCACUGUCACAGCCUGUGACAGUAACCAAAAAGGCAGACGGUUCCUUUGUCAUGGAGAACGGCAUCUUUCGAGUCUGCCUGGAUACCAUGGGGCACGUGACCUCACUCUGGUUUAUUCGUUCUGAGAGAGAGGUGGUCCCUGAAGGUUGCUACGCCAACCAGUUUGCCAUCUUUGAUGAUGUUCCAUUGUACUGGGAUGCCUGGGACGUGAUGGAUUAUCACCUGGAGACCAGGAAGCCCAUCACAAAACUCCUGAAUCCCUCGGAAGUCGUCCUACCAGGGGGAUUACGGGGCAGUGUGAAAUUCUCCCUGCGGAUCAGCGAGAAGAGCACACUCACUCAAGAGGUCAUCCUGGAUGCGGCGUGCCCUUUCGUCCGUUUCCAGACUCAGGUUGAUUGGAACGAAGCUCACAAAUUCCUCAAGGUGGAAUUUCCCACCAAGGUCCGGAGCCCCAACGCGACGUACGAGAUCCAAUUCGGCCACCUGCAGAGACCGACGCACUGGAACACAUCGUGGGAUUGGGCCCGCUUUGAGGUGUGGAGCCACAAGUGGAUGGAUCUCUCGGAGCACGGGUUUGGGGUGGCGCUGCUGAACGACUGCAAAUACGGCUGCUCAGUCCGUGGCCACGUUAUGAGCCUUUCCUUGUUAAGAGCGCCAAAGUCACCUGAUGCCACCGCCGAUAUUGGAUGCCACUGGUUUACAUAUGCAGUGAUGCCUCAUAUGGGUUCCUUCCAGGAGGCCAGGGUGAUCCAACAGGCUUACAACCUGAACUUCCCCCUUCACCCGUUGCUCAGAGCCUCAGUGCAAAGUCCGACCUGGAGUGCGUUCUCUGUGGACUCUCCAGCUGUUAUUCUAGAAACUGUAAAGCAGGCUGAGGACAGGCCGGACGCACUGGUCCUCCGGCUGUACGAGUCUUACGGCAGCACCGUCGAGACAUGGCUCCGCACAUCGCUCCCAGUUCAAGAGGCAGCCCUGUGCGACCUCCUGGAACGGCCCCAUCCGAGGCGUCCUCUGCCGUUGGAGGAGUGUGGGCUGAGGCUUUCCUUCACGCUGUUCCAAGUCCAGUCUGUCCUGCUGAUCUUGAAGCAGCAAGGCAGCCCCUGAGGCGACGGCUGACACCCAUUCCCUCCUCUGUGUUGCUUUCUUUUGAGGGGGGGGAUAGUAGGGGACUUAAGGGACUGGGUGCAGAUUCGGAGAAACGGCUUUCACACUGAGGAAGGCAGGAAGCCAGUGAGUGUACCAUAGGAAUAGUAGUGGGGACCAAAACACUGCUGGGCGGAAGCGUUCACCUGGGCUUUGGUUCUCUCUGGCCGCUUUGCCCAAAGCAAGUGAGCCGCAUCAGUCCAUCCCUAAGGAAGAUUUCCCCUCCCUUGUGUGAUGCAGACCUCAGAAGCCAAAUAGCUUUGGCAGUGGCCAGCUUCACAGCAAGCACUGCCUUGAAUAGGAAAUAAAAGACUUUAAAAGAAAA